UUUCCUUUCUCAUAGUUGAAAAGAAAACCACAAAAGCAAAUAUGGAAAAACCCCAAGUCAUGAUAUUAUCAUUGCUUGUCUCCAUUUUUAUUGCCCUUGGCCUUACCUCCUCCUCUCUUUGCAUAGCUGCUGAAUUCAAGAAAUCAAAGAAGAAAGAUUUGAGGGUAGAUGGUAAGUAUUGUUACAUCCCUGGAAGUUCAGCAUUUGGAUUGGGAAUUGCAGCAUUAACAUGUUUAUUCAUUGCUCAAUUCAUUGGAAAUUUGUUAAUAAUAUGCAGCAGAAAGUUCUUCUCAAGGGAAAAAAUUGAAAAAAUGAGUUGUAAUAAAGUUGAGAAAAAGAAGCAUAUCCUUGUUGGCCAGCUCUUUUUGACACUUUCCUGGAUGAGCUUUGGUAUUGCUUUAAUUUUGCUAGGGACAGCUACAAACAUGAGCAAAACUCAACAUUUUGGUGAAGGAUGGUUAAAUGGAGAAUGUUACUUAGUCAAAGAUGGAGUUUACAUUGGUUCAUCAAUUUUGGUUUUGGUCACUUUGAGUUCAAUUCUUGGUUCACUAAUUUUGAAAUUAAGGAAGAGAAAUCAAGUUGAACAAGAUACAAAUGUGCCUCGACAACUAAUACAAACAUCAAUAGAAAUAUAGAAUGUUGGGAUUGAGUUUAUAGCUAGUCGUUCGCGAAUCGUUUUGUAUUUGUCCUUAA
Molecule: messenger RNA, 693 nt
Organism: Solanum dulcamara
Lineage: Eukaryota; Viridiplantae; Streptophyta; Magnoliopsida; Solanales; Solanaceae
Product: protein MODIFYING WALL LIGNIN-1-like
Exons: 3
Coding region: 42-635 (197 amino acids)
Source: RefSeq, a predicted model, not a curated record